AACUCUGCUCUGCCUGCAGUCUGGUGUGGACACACUGAUCAUACCUCCCGGAACCUGGGCCUCCCAGGGUGGCCUGGAGGCUGCAGACGGGCAGAGCAGCCAGGAGCUGCCCACCAAGGAGGCGUCUGGCACUGUCUGGGGUCCCGAGCUGGGAGCGGGGAUCCCCAGACACGGAGCUGGUGCGCCACCUGGAGUCCAUGUGGACUGGUGCAGCCCUCUGCCGUCCAGCCGGCAUCAAGGUGAGGCUGAGAAGCCACACAGAUCCACAGACAAGCACAGUGGCAAAGUCUGCAGAAGGCUCUGAGCCAGGAGGGAACCCUGGCAGGCUUCCUAGAGGAGGAGAUGUGAGCAGAGGCCAAGAUCUAGUUUCAAGGCUUUGUGGCUGAAACGGGAGCCCACGCCCGCCACAGCUGGCCACCUGCCUCUCUCCUGACUCCCGUGCAAGGCCAGUAAUGCAACCCAGGAGGGAGCCGCAGGGCGCCCUGGGUCCCCCACUCCCUUCUCCGGCCACCCCGUGGCUGUGCAUAGCUGCCCAGCAGAGCCCAUGCAGGAUGCUGCAGCCGGAGGGCCCCCAGGCCUCGGAGGAGGGGGGCCCCCGGAGGAGAGGACAGACUGCAUCAUCUGCUGCUCGGCCUAUGACCUCUCCGGGCACCUGCCCCGCCGCCUCUACUGUGGACACACCUUCUGCCAGGCGUGUGUGCGGCGGCUGGACACACCGGCGCCCGAGCAGCGCUGGAUCCCCUGUCCGCAGUGCCGUCAGAGCACGCCCACGCCUCGCGGAGGGGUGGCCAUGCUAGACCUGGACCUGGCUGCUUUCCUGGCGGUCAAGGCUGAGCGGGAGCCGGCAAGACUAGAACCCCUGCCCCUCACCUCCCUCAAAGGCAGCGCCAUCACUCGGCAGCCAGCUGGGCUGUGCCCUGCCCUGGGACCCCAGCCCCACUUCCCCCAGCCCAGAUACUGCUGCUGGGGCUGUGGCAGCCUCUGCUGCCCACCCCUAGGCAGCCCCGAGGUCUGAACUCUGGCCAUUCCCACCCCUGCAGGGGAAAUGCCUGCCUUGGAACCCCUGACCACACACCAUCAUGGGUUCAGCCCACUCAGAACAACCUGGCAGUAGCAUCCUAUACGCAGCUUCGUGUGGCCCAGCAGGGUGGUGUCAUCCCAGCCGUGAACAUCCCAGGCCACAGCCUAAGGUUGGGGGCUGGGAGGCUCCGCAGGAGGCUGGUGACCUCCCACCUGUCCUGGCCACAAUUACCAGACCCCAGACUAGCCCGACCGGAUGUGCCUGGUGAGGACACUGCUGUCUGAGUGGGCGGCAAGCCUGGCUUGGGCCUAGACGCAGCGCAAAGGAUGGCUCCCAAGAGGAUGCGAAGGCGUCCCGGGGGCCUGGGCUGCAGGCUGGAGGGGCAGGGCCGGUCUGGCUAUGCCUGGCGGGCUGCCCAGAGCAGGUCUCCCCUCUCCCACAGACGUCCCCGGGGUGUACCGGGAGGGUGGCAAGACUACCUCCUUCCUCCCUGCCCUGCAUGGCAGCCCUGUGAAUUCACCCACUCAACAAAGCUCAUGGAGUUCCCA
Molecule: messenger RNA, 1569 nt
Organism: Homo sapiens (human)
Lineage: Eukaryota; Metazoa; Chordata; Mammalia; Primates; Hominidae
Gene: RNF224
Product: ring finger protein 224
Exons: 3
Coding region: 545-1015 (156 amino acids)
Source: RefSeq, marked validated